GACAAUCGCCACCCUUUCACUCCCGUCAUUGUCCCGUCAGUUGAGGGUCUUCAACAUGACGGUUGUCGCUGAAGAUCUAAUCAGAAGGCCCUUGGAGAGGGCGAACAAAGUUGGGGCUGCUUUCGUUAUCCCGAAGCAUACUUGUGUUUGCUGUCAUAUGUUUGAACCCUUUUUGGGGUACUGAUCAAGGUCAAUUUGUUGGCUCCUGAACAACCAAGGCCAGUCAAAUCUCUGGGCGAAGAGCCAGUCAGUUCAGUUUAGGAGGUCUCAUCGACACCCAACUUAGUACAAGCUCCGACCAUCUGCACCACCGCCAGCAAGAAAUCUAGGUCACUAUCCUCUUCGCUUCGUGGCCUCUUCACUAACUUUCAGAGGCGUACAGAAAGUUUCCGACCCGCAUCUUACCCCAGCUUUCGCCUUGCAGAUAAACGAGAAUGCACUAGCAUCUCGUCCAUCAUCUGUACAUGCCAAACGUAAAAAUGGUUCAUCGAUCUGACCUGCCUUCUCGUAGAUCUCGUCUCAUUGUAUCCUUCACCGCCUUCGUCGCUCUGUAACUAUUAACGUCUUGUGCGGAAUUUUGCAUCUAUCUUAUAAAGCCUCCCUUCAUGGCCAUAUUCUUCCAUCUUUUCAUACGCACCCUCAAGACAUUAAUACUCGUAUCCUUUAGGACGCUGCCUACGCGCGUACGAAGAUCCUUAUCUUUUUGUCAAAUCCAGAGACAUCCAGGUACUCGAUUGAUUAUCCCGACCUGUCCUGGCCCUCGUACACGUUUUUGAUUGAACCCGAGUCUAUAUAUAUAAAACAUGGGUGCUUCCGUCAGCUCCUUGGCCGUUCCAUAUCAUACCUCAAUAAAAGAGAAGGCGAAUGUUCUUCCCUGUUCACAACUCCCCAUGAUCUCUCAAGUUCAGUCAUCAUCAACCCCGCAAUUUCUCCAGCAACGCCAACACCCGCACUUUAGCUCGAGGUCUUCGAACACCAUCCGUACCACCACAAAGGGCAGGCCAGCACUCAUUUCUCCAGUACCUCCGGUCGAUCAUGAUACCUAUUCAGCAUCGUCUAAAGCCGGUUUCAGACGUCCUGCGAUAUCUUCUCAGGGCGACCUUCUGUUGUUGCAUUCGAAAUCAAAAAUCUCCCAGGACUCUUUUCCACCCGUUUUGUCCGGUAGCAAUGUAUAUCCCACUGUAUCGACCCUUCCUCGACUCCACUCAACUGGUGCACUCAACGGAAGCGAUACAUUUCCGCGCGCAUUGAAAACCCAGAGCCACUCUUUACCGAGACAUGGUCCCAUUUCAAUGCCAGACUCCACUCAGCGCCCUAGUAAACCGAGUUUGGCUACAACAGGCGGAAAUUCUUCUAAUGUCAGGGCUGCUCCGGUUUGUGUUGACACGUCCGAGACGCGAAAACGAAUCCAUCAAACUAGUGAGACGCGCGCUGUCAUCAAGUCGCCCUCUUGGAGCACCAUGGGUUCAUCUUCCUCUUCCUCUUCCGGUGCCUUCUCAUCGAGAGAUGCACAUCGUCGUUCUUCUAGUCGUCUCGAUCAUGAAGAAGUAGGUAGCCACCUGAAACGAAGAAUACGCGAAGACAUUAAACUGAAGCCCAUUCGUGAGGUGGAGAUUGGAGGUCAUCACAUCCAGGUCAAUACCAACAAGCUUCUUUCCCGCCCCCCGGGUUUGGGCAGUAACCGUAAUAGCGCGAUUGGUACCGGAGUGCAAACACCGGCCACCGCUCCAGCACCUACGACCAUCUUUCCCGCAGAGAUCCCUUUCCUUUCUCAGACAAAAAGACUGAGCCAGAUCUUGGCUAGGUCUUCAUUAGUGGUUCUUUCACCACCCAGUCGCUCCGUUGAUCGCCUUGGUAAUGACGAGGCCUCCGUAAAGGAGCAGGAUGAUCGACAAGUGAACUUCCGAAACGUAUCGCAUCUUAUUGAUGUUGAAGGUGUAGGGGGUGCCGUGGACAACCUGACAGACAUUCCCGAGAUCACCUCGACGACAGACGCGGAUGGUGGCAAAGAACUCGAUGAAGGACGCGCAGGGAAGUUCCUGCCCCUCUCUCUGUACCUUUCCGACACAGAUCGCCUGUCUAGUCUGCUUCAAUUUCUUUCCUUUUCGGACUGGUGUAGUCUUUUCAACACGUCGAAAGAGAUACGAAUGAUGAUAUCGCAGAAUGAGCUUCUGAGAGAAGAGGUUUUGGAAAGAUUCCUACGAGAGGUCGGUUACUGUCGUUGGGUCUGGCGUGAACCCGAACCUAUCUCCAUCUCCCUCACGGAUAUGUUUUAUUACCUGAAAAAUGCCUUUACACCGACGCAUGAUUACGUUGAGGUCGCGCAACAGUUCUUGAAGUCUCAACCGAACGAUAAUGAAGAGGUUCCCAAGCGUGUAUCAAGACUCGCUCACGCGACGAGGUCUUACAACCGGCUGGUGCUUCGUCUCAGAGCCCAGGCGGAAAUGCUUGAACAUUGCGACACAUUGUCUUGCUCUGGCUCAAGUUCCUCAAGUUCUUCAUCCUCACGCAGAUCUUCCCCCUAUUCUAUACCUGAUAUAGCUGGUCUCACCUCAUCCUUCAUCUCCAGUAGUGCGGAACACUCUCAACAACGUCAUCACGCUUCUUCUCCUUCAGAUAGCACUUCAUUCCACUCACCACUUUAUCGCCCCAACCGGGCAGCAUUGUUGCGGGUCUUUGUACCGUCACCAAAAGGAGAAUGGCUCUCAGAUGACAGUGUGUUGGAAUGCGAAGAUGAACUCAAGCGUGCGGAGUUAACGAGGCUCAUGAGGCUCGGUGACGUUAUAUGGGACAUUGCUCUCGGCGAUGAGAAGGGUAAUUUGGGUAAGCUGAUAUGGGAUGGAUGCUAUCUUCUCGAUUUGGAUUACACAUACUCUUCCACUGGAGAUAUUCCCAGACACAUCCCUAGCCUCGCAAUACCUCCAUCGUAUUUCCACGGCAUAAUUCAGCGAGGACCAUUGAACAUGGAUCCUAUAGUUCGGAUGGAUGUCAGUCCGUGGGGCGAGGAGAUUGCGAGGAAUUUGCAAUUGAUGCAGGAUAGGAUGAUGGUGGAGACACCUCAAGGAUUGAAGAAUGUCGUAAGAUGGGUUCAUCGGACUACUUUCAAUAUCCGCCCUCCAUCGAUUCGCAGUACCUCAUCCUCAGGGGCUCGAUAUUGGGCUCAGACAGGAAUUCCUAUCCGCGACUCGAAUGGUCACACAGUUCAUUCAGCUUGGUAUGGCUCGAUUGUGAUAGAGACUGACGGAACGAGUGAAAGUCUUGAUGACUUGAAAGAGAGAUGUGGGCUUGGUGUUUUCCCGCAGAGAGCAGUGGUGAUGGGGAGACAUGGUAAGCAGAGAGGACGUCAUGAGAAGAUGGUGUGGCGGAUUCUAAGAGAAAAGAGUCGUCCUGGAGAGAUUUGGAUCAGGGUUAUAACUCCCAAAGAACGGUUGAUGUAGAGUUGCAGGUUCAUUCCUCUUUCUUGCACCUUUAAUUGUACAGUAGACAAUUUCAUAAUCGGUAACACAUACAACUUACAGUACAAUCUCAACAUGCAUACACCUCAGC
Messenger RNA from Marasmius oreades (fairy-ring Marasmius), 3546 nucleotides. RefSeq lists its product as uncharacterized. The record is from RefSeq and is a predicted model, not a curated record. NCBI's taxonomy places the organism in Eukaryota, Fungi, Basidiomycota, Agaricomycetes, Agaricales, Marasmiaceae. The transcript is spliced from 7 exons. The coding region runs from base 804 to 3437 and encodes 877 amino acids.